GUAAUGGAGUUGUUGUGGUUGUUCAUCCUAAUGAUAAAUGACCUAGAAAUUAGUGACAGCAAUAUAUGGAAAUUCGUUGAUGACGUCACUUUAGACGAAACUGUGAAGAAAAAUGAAGAAAGCAAUAUUCAAUCGAUUUUAGAUGAUCUAUCCAUACAAAUUUCUGAGGCAAAAUUUAAACUUAACGAAACCAAGUCCAAGUGUAAAGAGUUACUAAUCGGGUUUUGUAAACCAAGAACAAGGUUUGAUCCUAUUACGGUAAAUGAUAAGAGCUUGGAAGUGGUUGAUAGUGUGAAAAUCCUUGGACUGAAUAUCUCUGACAACCUGAAAUGGAACAAUCUUAUAGAGUAAAUGUCAGUUGUAAAAGUACGAUUGGAAAGAAAACGUUUUGCCAUGUGUGAUGUUAAAUGCUCGCUAUUUAUAAACUUACAUAUCGACGCAUCAAGAUUCAAGACAACACAGAGAAAGUCGAUCAUCAACUCAGGCAUGGCUACAUUUGAACAGAGAGAUUUAAAUCUCCUUGUACCUCUGGUUAAAAUUGACAAGUUAGAUUUAACCAAAUUUCAAGACACAAAUAUCAAAGAAAAAACAAACAUAAACUGCAAAAAACGAAGUGCUGUAAACAAGAAGAAGAGGUUAAGGGUACUAAGAAUGAAAGCAAAGUACAACUGUUUGGACUGUCCUGAACAAUUCAGUAACAAAAGGAUCUAUUUAAAACACAAACAUAUACAUGAUUCUAGGAAACCUCAUCAAUGUUCAACCUGUCACAAAAUAUUUCCAAAGAGAAAAAACUUGCGUAGACAUAAACUCUUACAUGCAGAUAAAAAGCCGUUUUCUUGCGAUGUUUGUGGCAGGGAAUUCAUUGAUUACUCGUCAAUGAGGAGACAUAAAUGGUUACAUACUGGAAAGAAGCCUUAUCAUUGUAAAAUAUGUGGGAAAUCUUUUCCUUUUGAAUCAUACUUGACAAAUCACAACCGGACACAUACUGGAGUAAAGCCUUAUUCAUGUCCUGAGUGCGAUCAAACAUUUUCUCAAAGUGUGUCUUUAUUGCGGCAUAAGAAAAUGCACAGUGCCGAGCGACCAUAUUCAUGCGAGUAUUGCUCCAAAAGGUUUAAGACACCCAGGUGUCUAAGCGUACAUACGAAAAUUCACACUGGGGAAAGAAGAUACAUUUGUGAAACAUGUGGCAAGGGUUUCAUCACUGCCGGAGCCCUCGGGAAGCAUAAACCAGUUCAUGCAAGGAAAGAAAUCCCUAAACCCUUCAAAUGCGGUGUUUGCCAGCAAUCGUUCUUUACGCAUGUAAGGCACAGGAAACAAUGUCCAAAAGCAACGCUUUUCAGUUGUAAUGUCUGUGGAGAAAGGCUCACCAGGAUUGUUGAUAUGUGUGUGCACAGGAGAAUGCAUACUGGGAGAAAGCACUUGAUGUGUGAUUUUUGCGGAAAGAAAGAUUUCCCCACUGCAAGAUAUCUACGAGCACAUGUGAAUGUUCACACAAAAGAGAAAAUAUAUCGGUGUGAUUCAUGUGUGAUGAGUUUUACCAGUGAACAGGCAUUGAAAAGGCACAAAAGGGCGCAUUGUAAGAAAUUAGGCAAAAAGCCGAGGAAGAAAUGUAAUGUUUGUCAUCGGUCAUUUUGUCGGGUUGAUGUUCUGCGUGCUCACCAACAACAAGAGCAUUCUUUGACGCAAAUUGGCGGUGGAAGAAGUGGGUAUGUUUGUGGUUUAUGUAGAAGAGAGUUUUCCACAUUCAAUCUCCUGGAGGCGCAUAAAGAAUACCACACUGGAGAGAGAGAGUCUGAUGUUGUACCACACAAUGAGUUUGGUAGCAAAGAUGGUGAACUCGAGCCAACUGGAACAAUGUAUGGCUGUUUUGAAUGUGGUGAGGAGUUCAGCCUGGCCAACGAUCUUGUUGAGCAUGACAAGCUUCAUAAAAUUUAAAUGUGAACUUGUUUAGAUGAGAUUAACAUUUUUAACUAAGAUUUAUUGUAUUUUCUGUCACUUGAACUAUGUGUUAAUACAUAAUAGUUUAGUAUUUUAGAAGAAUAAUUUUAAUGUUUUUAUAGUUGCAUGAGGAACUUUAGUUAUUCAUACUAAGUUUGUUUAUACAUUUGAUUAAACAUUGGAAGUUCAUUAGUGAAGGACAUGUUAAAUAUCAUUUGAGUCAUUUGAUUUCAUUAGACUCUCUGUGAAGUUUCAUUUGAAGGUCUAAAAACU
Molecule: messenger RNA, 2211 nt
Organism: Dendronephthya gigantea
Lineage: Eukaryota; Metazoa; Cnidaria; Anthozoa; Malacalcyonacea; Nephtheidae
Product: zinc finger protein 729-like
Exons: 3
Coding region: 352-1935 (527 amino acids)
Biological process (GO): regulation of transcription by RNA polymerase II
Cellular component (GO): nucleus
Molecular function (GO): RNA polymerase II cis-regulatory region sequence-specific DNA binding; DNA-binding transcription activator activity, RNA polymerase II-specific
Source: RefSeq, a predicted model, not a curated record